Messenger RNA from Lates calcarifer (barramundi perch), 3747 nucleotides. RefSeq names its product UDP-glucuronosyltransferase 2C1. Gene Ontology annotation, molecular function: UDP-glycosyltransferase activity. The coding region runs from base 148 to 1734 and encodes 528 amino acids. The record is from RefSeq and is a predicted model, not a curated record. Lineage: Eukaryota; Metazoa; Chordata; Actinopteri; Centropomidae. The transcript is spliced from 3 exons.
CCUGGCUCACUCAGGACCUGGAGCUCAAGCCAAACUUUUGGAUUUGGAUACAACAUCCAGAAAACUGUAGGGUAAGACUGAACUUCUUGACCCACCCCUGCAUCGCUUUUUCAUUGUCAGUUUUUCUGCAAAUUUCUGGAACAGGACAUGUCCACCACAAUCCCAAUAUUCCUGACAGGCCUCUGCUUCCUGCUGCUUAAAACCACUUGUUGCAGCGGUAGCAGGAUUCUAGUAGUGCCUGUUGAUGGCAGCCACUGGAUCAACAUGGAGGUGAUCCUCCGAGAGCUGCACUCCAGAGGCCACAACAUCACUGUGCUGCGCUCUGCCAAGAGUUGGUACAUCCCUAGUAACUCCCCCAUAUAUACUUCUAUGAAUGUGAGCAUGCUGGAGGAUGAUGCAGACAAGAAUUAUUACAAUAAAAUGCUACAAGAUGUUAUGGAGUGCCGCAGGUCGCUGUCUUUUAAACGCACCUUCUGCCAGCAGCACUUGAUCACAUCCAUGUUGGCACAGGGCCAUAAAAUCCUUGCCAGAGCAACAGCUACAAUGUUGGAUGACCCUGUUUUCAUGAAGAAGCUGCAGGAUGCAAAGUUUGACCUAAUGUUAACAGACCCUGCUCUGACUAUAGGAGUUCUUCUGGGUAGUUACCUCAAGCUGCCGAUGGUUUACAAUGUGCGCUGGAUUAAUACUGGGGAGGGCCAUUUCACCAUAGCUCCCUCUCUUAUCUCCUAUGUCCCUGUGUCAGGAAGUGAACUGCAUGAUCAGAUGGAUUUCCUGGAGAGGACCAAGAAUAUGCUACAUUAUCUCCACAGUGUUGUUGAACAGCACUUUAUCAUUAACCCUGCUUAUUCAGAUCUGUUUCAGCGGCACUUCCCUCCUGGAACUGACUUGCUGUCUUUGCAGCGUGCAGCUGAUAUCUGGCUGCUCAGGGCAGAUUUUGUCUUUGAGUUCCCUCGACCCACCAUGCCCAAUGUGGUCUACAUAGGGGGGUUCCACUGCAAAAAGGCCAGACCUCUCCCUGCUGAGCUGGAGGCCUUCAUGCAGAGCUCUGGGGAGCAUGGGGUGGUGAUUAUGUCUCUGGGGACAUUCGUGUCAGCCCUGCCUCGAGAAGUCACAGAGGCCAUCGCUGCUGCUUUUGCUCAGCUCCCUCAGAAAGUGGUGUGGAGGUUUCUGGGUGAAAAGCCUUCAUCUCUGGGGAACAACACCCUACUAGUGGACUGGCUGCCUCAGAACGAUAUUCUGGGACACCCCAAAACUCGUGCCUUUGUGGCCCAUGGAGGCACCAAUGGGAUGUAUGAGGCCAUCUACCAUGGUGUUCCUGUUCUGGGCCUGCCGCUCCUCUUUGACCAGUUUGACAAUCUACUCCGGCUGAAGGUGCGCGGGGCAGCUCGAGUGGUGGAGGCCAAAUCACUCACUAAAGAAGACUUCCUUGAGGCUCUAAAGGACAUCCUGGAGACUCCCUCAUAUCGAAGCAACAUUCAACAUCUCUCCCUGCUACAUCGUGACCAACCAAUGUCUCCUAUGGACACUGCCAUCUUUUGGAUUGAGUAUGUCAUUAGGAACAAAGGAGCGGCCCAUCUGCAGUCAGCAGGUUUUAGUCUGCCUUGGUACUCCUACUUCUGCCUGGAUGUGGCUGUAUUAAUCAUGGCCCUCAUUGGAGCCCUUGUCUGGGCAUCAAUCUUAAUAUGUAGGUUGCUCUGCUGCCAGAGGUUCAGGAGAAAGAUAAAAGCAGAAUGACUGAUUCUAACCUAAUUUUACUUUCACUUAUAUAUUAUACAGUUCUACAUAAUCUAGAACUGUUUUGAUAUCCCCAAACAUCUUGAACACAUUCUUGUGUUUUCAAGCUCCCUAGUCAUAAAACCAGCUUUUCUGUUAAGUCAAACUGAAAUUAUAAAAAAGGUCUAACAUGGCAUAUCAUCAGAUAAUUUCCAUAUAAACUACAGUAGUUUAUCAAGGAGGUCAAAUUUCUGAUUAGCAAAAAUGAUGACAACCUCCCUCUGACAACCUGAUCGUGGUGAAUUUAUGAUUAGUUUCAUACACUUCCUGUGUGGCCUGUUGAAGAAAAUUCUCAAGUCCUAUUUCAAAGUUUGCUGUAGUGGUGGUGAUUUAUUGGUAUUCCAGAAUACGGUGAGUCUGCUGACACACACAGAGUGGGUCUGGGAUGGCAAACUGACCCAGAGUGAAGGGCAGGGGGCCAGUUAUACAGUGGUACAGGGUAGUGAUCAAACAAUGUGAACAAUGGUACAGGAUAGAUCACAUGACACAGACAAGACCUUUUGUUGACUCAGUAGGGAGCAGGAAGAGCCAGACUUGAUCACCUUCGCCAUUGUAAGGUGUGACAUAAUCAACAUUGGCCUUGAUCAACUUGCCAGUGCAAGGUGACAUAAUCAACAGUUAGAAGGUAUGAUAAACAGAAGGACAAGGAAGGGCCUUUAACAUACAGUUGCAAACAGUGGUUUCGGACAUUAAUUAAUUAUGAAGUCCUUACUAUCCAAAAGGUGUAUUUUCUUUCUCAGACCCAGUGGUGACAUGCGUGAAGGGAAACUUCUGAGAACUCACAUGGACUGUGUAUCCUCAAGAAAAUACAAUCACUGGAACAUUAUAUUAUCCUUUUUAACAUAUUUCAAUUUAACUCUUUUCCGGGGAUGUAAGUAUAUAAAUGUAAAGUAUCUUAUGUACUGAUGAAUAAAUUAAUUCCUGAAUAGCUGCAUGUUUCUUUUAAAUUAUGCAUACUUUUACUUAAAUACAAUAUGUGCCUACAAAUCAAGAUAUUGUCAUAACAUGAACACGUUAAACAUGUUUAAUUGUCAAUGGCAGAUACUAUAGGCUACACUGUACCUUUAAACAGAUUAUAAUUGCAAUCACAUGGAGUCUUAUCAUGAGAUCACUGAGUUCAGUACUGUAAACCACAAACAAAUGUGAGAUUGUGGUGUUCAUUGUUUUUGUAGCUGCUAAAUUUGGAAAACAACCUUGGGCCAGGUCAAACAGAGAGCUCAAGCACUGAGGAGAAAAAGUCAUUUGGUUAAAAUGAAACUGGCAGCAGAGCUGAAGAUGGUUCACCAUGUUCCGGUGAAAUGAUUUUCCAAGUCAGUUUGGAAUGUUUGUCUCCCAUUUGGGAAAAAAAAAUAAAGAGAAAAACUAAUAUUUUUGUUCAGUGAUUGGGGUGUUCAGUAUGGUGGUGAUUCAGAGGAAAGACAAGCGCAAAUGAAAUGACAUGGAAAAUGGGUUGCAUAACACCACUAUGUGCUGAGAGUAUAUACUGUGGUUCACACAUUAUCCCACAGAGCCACCUACAGAGGGCCCCAGAUGAAGUGUUAAGGUGAUGAUGCAAAAUUGGUUGCAACAGUCGAAGUGGGCGCUUCAGUAUUCAUGCCAUAACCUCAUAUGUUUCCCACACUGAACAAGCAGAUAUUAGAAGAAAGAACAUAUAAUAAAAUUAAUAUUGUGUUGCGGUUGUUUACAGUAGCACUUGAGCAUAUUAGAGUACGUAGUUUCCCAUUUAUUUCCCCUUACCCAACUUUUUUUCUGUCCUCAUGCAGCAAAUACCGUGACCACAAACUCGUGUCGGUACUUUGAGUGGCAGAAAGAUGAAGCGAUGAGGCUGUCAGUUUUUCACAUUGCAGCUUCCUGUAUGAUCUUCGUUCUGCAUAACUGUAGUGAGACCCAAGUUCAAGAGUUUAAACUUUGUCUCUUGUUUUCAAGAGACAAAGUUUAAACCAGUGUUCCCUCCUCUAUGUGCACACAGUACGU